Apodemus sylvaticus (European woodmouse) is the source of this 2984-nucleotide messenger RNA. It is a transcript of the gene Idi1, whose product is annotated as isopentenyl-diphosphate delta isomerase 1. The transcript is spliced from 5 exons. Gene Ontology annotation, cellular component: cytoplasm. The record is from RefSeq and is a predicted model, not a curated record. NCBI's taxonomy places the organism in Eukaryota, Metazoa, Chordata, Mammalia, Rodentia, Muridae. Gene Ontology annotation, biological process: isoprenoid biosynthetic process; isopentenyl diphosphate biosynthetic process. Gene Ontology annotation, molecular function: isopentenyl-diphosphate delta-isomerase activity. The coding region runs from base 248 to 1099 and encodes 283 amino acids.
CGAACCCUCCUCAAGAACCCUCCCCAGUAAGGAAGCUUCCCCACCGCGAGGCAGCUAGACGUGCGGACCGUCUCGGCCCUCCACCGGGAGUCGCCAACACCCUCGCUCGGGUCCCAGGGCCGCAAUCACUCCAGGACAACUCCAGUGUGUCUCUCAGAGCCACGCGCAGGGAAAGUGGUGCCACCACGCGCCAACCUGGCGCGGUCGUGACGUCAGGCUUACGCUAGACUGGCAAUUGGCUGGAGGCAUGUGGCGCGGACGGGCACUGGUGCGAGCGAUUGGAUAUGCUGUUAGGGGGCGGGGCCUGGGGGCGGAGCAUGCUGCGGAGAGAGUUGAAGUACUGAGCUCCGCACAGCUUCUCUGCACCUCUAGCUGGAAUCUCUGUGUUCUAGGUCAGAUCAGACAUUCUGUCACAAUGCCUGAAAUAAACACCAGCCAUCUUGAUGAAAAACAGGUUCAGCUUCUAGCAGAGAUGUGUAUUCUUAUUGAUGAAAAUGACAAUAAAAUUGGGGCUGAUACUAAGAAAAAUUGUCACCUGAAUGAAAACAUCAACAAAGGAUUACUACAUCGAGCUUUUAGUGUCUUCUUGUUUAAUACUGAAAACAAGCUCCUGUUACAGCAGAGAUCAGAUGCUAAAAUCACCUUUCCAGGUUGUUUCACCAACAGUUGCUGUAGUCAUCCCUUGAGUAACCCUGGUGAGCUGGAAGAGAACAACGCCAUCGGGGUGAAGCGAGCCGCACAGAGGCGCUUAAAGGCUGAGCUGGGGAUUCCCUUGGAAGAGGUUGAUCUAAACGAAAUGAAUUAUCUGACAAGAAUUUACUACAAGGCCCAAUCUGAUGGUAUCUGGGGCGAACAUGAAAUCGAUUACAUUUUGUUUCUGAGGAAGAAUGUAACCUUGAAUCCGGAUCCCAACGAGAUUAAAAGCUAUUGCUAUGUAUCAAAGGAAGAACUCAAAGAAAUUUUGAAGAAGGCAGCCAGUGAUGAAAUUAAGUUAACUCCGUGGUUUAAGAUUAUUUCAGAUACCUUCCUCUUUAAAUGGUGGGAUAACUUAAACCAUUUGAGUCCAUUUGUUGACCAUGAGAAAAUACAUAGAAUGUGAAUGUGUUAAUGAUUUGACAAUUUUUCUACCUAGUAAGAAUGGUUUGGUUUGGUUUUAAAUUGGGCUCCCUUGUAUUAUACAUAGGUAUUUUAGAAUCAGAAUUUGUUUUGAGAAAAGAAGAACUCAGCUGAUUUACAGCUUUAUAUUAUAUAUAUAUAUAUACAUGUGUCUAUGUGUGUAUAUAUAUAUAUAUAUAUAUAUACACACAUAUAUACACUGAUGUUUGUAAAAGACUUUUAGGAGGGGUUACUGCAAAAUUAUGCCAUGAGUAAAACUUAAUCUAGCCUGUCCAGAUACCUGGCAAUGACGGGAUUGAGGAAAUAAUGAGAAUUCAUUUUUUACAUUUUGACAAACACUUUCAGAACACUUUGCUAAUUGCCUAGUGUUUUUUAUAGCAUUAGAUUUUUAUCAUAUGGCAGGAAAUUGAGCAGAAGACACUGCUUAGCUGCUUUGAAACAGCGCUACAAGAUUAAAUGGGCAGGGCUCAGGAUACAGCUCAGUGAUACCAUGAUUGCCUUACAGGCAUGAUGUCAUGGGUUGUUGAGUCCCUAAUCCUAAAGAUAACUGUAACAACAAUUAUAACAGACAGAGCAGGCUCAGAGGAAAGUAAGUGGUUCCUUCAGUCUUCAUAUAGGAUGAUUAAUCUCAGGAAUCCUGAAUAACCAAUACUCUGGAUGCUCAAGUCUGAAGACGAUGAUACUGUAUUUACAUAUAACUUAUACAGUCUUCCCCCACACUUCACCUCAUCUCUGGCGCGGUUGUGGCACUGAACACAGUGUAAAUGCUACUGUAAAUGAUUGUGGAACUGUGCUUUAUGAUAAGAAGUCUGCAUGUGCAGUACAGAUCAAAUGUUAAUAUACAGUUGCUUUGAGCCCUUGGCUGUUUGACUCACAGAUCUGAAUACAAGGCCAGUUCUGUAUACUAAUUUUUGUCAUUUCCAGUUGAUUUUGUGCUUUAACCAUCCUGAAAUUAUUAUUUUACUACUUAAAGGUAACUGUUACUUUUGAUGGUUAUGGCAACUGAUGAGCUAUUCAGCAAAAUCUGUUUACAGUCAUGGUGACAAAGAUGGGCGUGAGUUCCACCUUAAAAGAGUUGAGAAAACCUUUGAUGCUACCACAGCUGGGCCUGGGUCAUCUUGUUGUAGGGGUCUGGCUUGUGUUAGGUGUUUAGUAGCAUUAGCACCCCUUUGUCAAGACAACCAAAAGAAGAAAAAAAACUGGGGAGGAAUGGGGAGGAGUGUUUCUCUGUAGCCCUGGCUAUCCUAGAACUCAAUCUGUAGACCAGGCUAGCCUCAGAACUCAGAGAUCCACCUUCCUCUGUCUCCAAAGAACUGGAAUUAAAGAUGUGGGCCACGUGCCCAGCAACAACCAAAAUUGUGAUGGGUGGUGCCAAGGGCGCCAUGACGGGCUCACUUUAGAGGAGUCAGUGCUAAGGUUGGUGUCCCGGAACAGGCAUAUGUAAAGACUGAGGUUAUAGAAUAUGCAUCUAUUGAUACUGUGUUUUGAUUCAUGUUCUUUUAAACUUGCCACAGGUGUGUCAAAUCUGAGUUCUUCAGACAGCUUUAUUCUUUUUUUGGGGGGGGGGGUUGGUUUUUCAAGACAGGGUUUCUCUGUGUAGCCCUGACUGUCCUGGAACUCACUCUGUAGACCAGGCUGGCCUCUAACUCAGAAAUCCACCCGCCUCUGCCUCCCAAGUGCUGGGAUUACAGGCGUGCGCCGCCGCCACCACCACCCGACCGACAGCUUUAUUCUUAAUGCUGUAUAAUAGAUCAUUUUUUUCUUAUAAAAAUUUUCUAAUUUCUUGCUAACUCAGAACAGUUGAUUUAUCAUUGGGGAUAUGACUGUGUAGUAAGUAUUUAUUGAAAAUUAAAAAUGAAUUAUUUUAA